AUGGAGUCUACUUUAGAACAGAUUGGAAAGACGCUUAACAUUGAAGAUAGGACCAUUUCAGAGUUUGUACACGACGUUUGUAAAAAGAGCUCCAGUCUACAAGCAUUUCAGUCUAAAAUCGAUGAGUUGGAUGUGGGUAUAGGGUCGAAUGCAGCGGCCGAAGUUUACCACUUAGUACACGAGGUAAAUGAUAAGUCAUCCAAAGCCAAGGUUGCAAAGGUGUUAAAUGAUGAGAUAGGGUUGAGUGACCCCGCGGUCGUAGAAUUCAUUUUUGAAAUCUGUUCCAAGUCCAAUUCCUGUGCUGAACUUGAGUCACAGUUAGAAGCCCUGAACUGUGGGAUCAAUGCAAGUACAGCAAGGUCAAUAUAUCACGCAUCCAAAAACUCUGAUCGUUCUCUCAAUGGAAAGGGGUUUGGAGCACUUAAUAUGCCAAAUGAGGACGUAAAAUGGGAGGAUCCUUACAUCACGGACAAACAAAAGAUACAUGAUCCUCCUCCACUUUUGGACGAAUCACCCAUCAUAGAUAAGAUAUACAGUGGGGUCGUGAAGAAAAUCGUGCCAUUUGGAUGUUUUGUUCGAAUUUUAGGAACCCGCGACUCGCGGUGCGACGGUUUGGUUCACAUCUCCGAGAUUGCCAAUAGAAGGCUUCGAGACCCCACUGAAGCUGUUUCUGUCAAUCAGAACGUUUUUGUGAAAGUGAUAAGAAUACAUCAAAAUGGUAAGAUCUCGCUAAGGAUGAGAGAAAUCGACCAAGAAACUGGCAUGGAGCAGUCGCAAGAGCAAAAUCGUGGUAGAUCUUUCGAGAAGAGCAAUCAAUCUCUGAUCAAGAGAAAAUUCACGUCACCGGAAAGAUGGGAAAUACGUCAAUUGAUCGCUAGUGGAGCGGCUUCACUUGAUGAUUACCCAGAGCUUCAGGAAUCGUUUGAACAUGAUGGAAACUCUUCAAAAAGAGAUACCGCAGAUACUGCAGAGGUGGACAUUGAACUUCAAACCGACGACGAACCUCAAUUUCUAAAAGGAGAGAUAGAUCGUUCUCAGAAAUAUGAGAUGCCCCAGCUUAGCAAGGUUCCCCAAGGGUCCCUUGCCAGAACAGCACUAAGUGGAUCAAACAUGAUGAAUGAGCAUAGAACCGAGAAAAUACAACAAAGAAAAGAUCGCGAACUCGAAGCGCGACAGGCAAAAAGUGCACAUGCGUCGAAUAUGGCGGAAACAGAAUUUCAAAACAGACAGCUCGUUAUGACGGCAUGGGAACGGAGUAGAAAUAGAGAGCCUAUAGAGUACGGAAAAAGGACUGAUUUGCCCAUUAGGGCUCAGCGAGAGUCAUUGCCCGUGUUUCAAAUGCGCCAGCAACUGGUGGAUGCAAUUCGAGAUAAUCAGUUUAUGGUAAUCGUAGGGGAGACCGGAUCCGGAAAGACUACUCAAAUUACACAAUAUUUGGAUGAAGAUGGAUUCAGUAGUAAAGGAAUGAUAGGGUGCACUCAGCCAAGGAGAGUGGCGGCGGUAUCCGUCGCUAAACGUGUUUCUGAGGAGAUGGGCUGUCGGCUUGGUGAUGAUGUUGGCUAUACGAUCAGAUUCGAGGAUGUGACCUCACCUAGAACAAGAAUAAAGUAUAUGACCGAUGGUAUGCUCCAAGUAGAAGCGCUCAAAGACCCGGAGAUGAAAAAAUACUCAGUGAUUCUCCUUGAUGAAGCCCACGAACGUACGGUGGCUACAGAUGUCCUGUUUGGAUUGUUAAAGAAAGCCGCCUCAAGAAGACCAGAUCUCAGAAUUAUUGUUACAUCUGCGACCUUGGAUGCAGAAAAGUUUUCAGCAUACUUUUUGAACUGCCCAAUUAUUAAAAUACCCGGUAAGACCUUCCCUGUUGAUGUACUGUUUUCACAAACCCCUCAAAUGGAUUACAUCGAGAGUACUUUGGACACUGUCAUGGAAAUUCACAUUAAUGAGGGGAAAGGUGACAUUUUGGUCUUCUUAACAGGCCAGGAAGAGAUUGAUACUUGUUGCGAAGUCUUAUAUGAACGAGUUAAAACGUUAGGAGAUACAAUACAGGAGCUUCUUAUAUUACCUGUCUACUCUGCUCUCCCUAGUGAAGUUCAAUCAAAGAUUUUUGAACCGACCCCUGCAAACUGUAGAAAAGUAAUUUUCGCUACUAACAUAGCGGAAACCUCGAUCACGAUCGAUGGUAUAUAUUUCGUCGUUGAUCCGGGCUUUUCAAAAAUCAACACAUACAACCCUCGAGUUGGAAUGGAACAGCUGGUCGUUUCUCCAAUUUCACAGGCUCAAGCCAAUCAAAGAAAAGGCCGUGCGGGUCGGACAGGGGCAGGAAAAUGCUAUCGAUUAUAUACUGAAUCGGCAUUCUUGAAUGAAAUGACUCCGAAUACUAUUCCCGAAAUACAAAGGCAAAACCUAUCAUACACCAUUUUGAUGCUCAAAGCAAUGGGAAUUAAUGACCUAUUAAACUUUGAGUUUAUGGACGCGCCGCCCAGGUCUUCUAUGACAAGCGCCUUAGAAGACUUGUAUAAUUUGCAAGCGUUGGAUGACGAUGGUAGACUCUCGAAGCUUGGCCGCUUGAUGUCACAAUUCCCAAUGGAACCUGCUUUGUCCAAAGCUCUCAUUGAAUCGACAGUUCAGGGUUGCUCAGAUGAGAUGACUACCAUUAUUUCGAUGCUCUCCGUGCAAAACGUUUUUUAUAGGCCCCGCGAUAAGCAACAAGAAGCUGACAAUAAGAAAGUUCAGUUUCACCAUCCAUAUGGAGAUCAUCUCACGCUCCUCAAUGUUUAUAAUCGUUGGAAGGCAAACAAUUACUCAAAGAGUUUCUGCGUGAACAACUUCCUCCACGAGCGACAUUUAAAAAGAGCCAAAGACGUAAAGUUGCAACUUGAAAGCAUUUUCAGUAAGCUGAGAUUACCUCUCAAUAACUGCAACGGGAACAUCGACCUGAUACGGCGAACGCUCGUGUCAGGGUUUUUCAGAAAUGCUGCUAAACGGGACUCAGAAUCGGGAUAUAAAACGAUCACGGACGGUACCUCCGUUACCGUGCAUCCCUCUAGUUCCCUCUAUGGCAAAGACUAUGAUUACGUUAUCUACCAUAGUUUGGUUCUAACAACUCGAGAAUAUAUGUCGCAUGUCACCGCGAUUUCUCCACAAUGGCUAGUCGAAAGUGCACCACACUUUUAUAAAGUCGCUGGAGCAGAAAGCGAAUCUCGAAAAAAAGCGAAAAUUGUUCCUCUGUUCAAUAAGUUUUCCCAGAACCAAGACUCGUGGAGACUCAGCUCCAUUCGGCAGACUAAAGAGAGGGCCCUAGGGAUCAAGCGAUAA
Molecule: messenger RNA, 3315 nt
Organism: Lachancea dasiensis
Lineage: Eukaryota; Fungi; Ascomycota; Saccharomycetes; Saccharomycetales; Saccharomycetaceae
Source: the annotation of a GenBank genome assembly